Mizuhopecten yessoensis (Yesso scallop) is the source of this 1860-nucleotide messenger RNA. Its product is annotated as F-box protein SKP2A-like. The record is from RefSeq and is a predicted model, not a curated record. Lineage: Eukaryota; Metazoa; Mollusca; Bivalvia; Pectinida; Pectinidae. Gene Ontology annotation, biological process: SCF-dependent proteasomal ubiquitin-dependent protein catabolic process. Gene Ontology annotation, cellular component: SCF ubiquitin ligase complex. The transcript has 5 exons. Gene Ontology annotation, molecular function: transferase activity. Bases 730 to 1725 code for a protein of 331 amino acids.
UCACCAUCAUAUGUAGCGCAGAUACGUCUCUGCGUGUAGCUAAUGCUAGACAGGUUGGGGAUUUCUUGAAAAACCCUCUGGAUCCGCCACUGUUCUUGUGUCAACAUUAUUUUUUCUAAUCACAUGCCACCAUAUAAUGAAUGAGUUUGUAACUGCUUAUAUAGUUCAGAUUUAUUAAAAUGAAGACUGUUAACGGGUAUUUUUUAGAGAUUGAGCAUAAUAGCCUAGGUUGACAAAUGAUUGCGCAAUCAUCAUUACAAGAUCUACUGGAGUUGUCGACCUUGCUUUUUUAACUUCCUUCCAUUUGUAAACAGUAACCAUAAUGUUUAGGCACAGGUAGGCCUAUUUUUACAUAUGAAGAACGCUGUAAAUAACGAUGACAAUGUGAAACACUGAUGCUUCUUAGCUUGUUUCCUCUAAACGUUUAAGUUCAGGAUACUUUUCUUUAAGAUCGGCCUACAAUGUAGCUAUUGCACAAUAUAGAUUUAUAGUUUCAUCUGACUUUCGCACUUCCGGUGAUGUGGUACUGGUUGUGAAAUGUAUGUUCUAUGUAUAUAUAUAUCAGAGGUGUGAGAAGUGCUGUUUCACUUCCAUGUUGAAGAUAACUAAUAAUAAUAAUUGUUACACUUAAGCAAAUGUUUUUUUAGAACUGUAAUAAGUUAAAUUUAUAUAUUUUAGCAAAUGAUAUUUUAGAACUAGGUAAGCAGGUAAGUGUAUAUCAGAAUUUGGAUGUCGAGUUCAUUAAAUAAUACCCGUCGUAACAAUAAGAUGAACGAACAAGAAGAAAUUGAUGAUGAUUCUCGUCUGGCUAAACGGCUGUGUUACCUCCUAAGGUACGGGGCUGUGAAGGAAGGACUGGACAUCCACGAAGGAGGAUUUGUAGAUCUCGACCAGGUGGUUGACCUCAAUCUGAUGCGCCACGAUAAGAAGGAAGAGAUCCUAUCGGAAGUGGAAACCUCACUCUCCACACGAGGGGCAAAGCGUUUUGAAUGCAAGGAGGAAAAUGGCAAGACCUUAAUCAGAGCUUGCUUCUGUGUUAAUUUUGAGGUGAACCCUUGUCACAGUGGUACGAAGGUGACAACGUUACUGAGCUCUUGUUUGGACUAUGUCUCCGACAAUCUCGAGUUGUUUGACCUGGAGGACUUCCCAGACGAGUAUCUUAUUAAUAACAUGAUUCACAGACUAAAAAAGAAGAAGAAAUUGAACAGUGCUGCUUUUCGUCAGCUGCUUGUACCGACCCUACAUCACCUUAACCUCGAUAAUAUCUACCUCACCGAAGGAACUUUAAAAAAUGUCUUUAAGUCGUGUCCUCAUCUCCGCAUCCUCAGCCUCAAGGAUUGUGGAUACCUCAUGACCGACAACCUAAUGGAACAGCUCGUUAAGAAACUUCCCCAUUUGGAGUCUGUAAACCUGUGUGCCUGUAAGCAUUUAACAGACCGAUCGAUGAAGGCUUUGUGUCAUAACAGCAAACAUUUAAAAGAGCUCAACCUUUCGUGGAUAAGAAAUAUAUCAGAAAGUGCUAUCAUAGACCUAGUGAGGAAUUGUCCUAAUCUUGACCACUUGGAUAUUUAUGACCACAAAGUGUCCCGGGAAGGGAUAGAAACCUUGACGGAAAUGGCCAAGGAUAGGAAUAUAACUAUAGUGUUGAAGGGAUUAACAGACUCUGAAGUAGCACCAGAAAACCCAUGUGCCAAACUUCCAUUUUUCGGAAAACAAUGCCACUGAUAGUAACACUUGGUAUUGAAUGUGUAUGCAAUAAGUAAAUUUAGCGAAUUCUCCACGCCUCCCACCCCAAUUUUUUUUUCUUAUUUCGAACUGUGAUACCAUUUAAACAAAUUAUGAAAUAAUGUGUAUGUUAUG